This is a messenger RNA of Cynara cardunculus var. scolymus (artichoke), 1231 nucleotides long. RefSeq names its product 50S ribosomal protein L3-2, chloroplastic. The transcript is spliced from 5 exons. Gene Ontology annotation, biological process: translation. Lineage: Eukaryota; Viridiplantae; Streptophyta; Magnoliopsida; Asterales; Asteraceae. Gene Ontology annotation, molecular function: structural constituent of ribosome. The record is from RefSeq and is a predicted model, not a curated record. Bases 119 to 1063 code for a protein of 314 amino acids. Gene Ontology annotation, cellular component: mitochondrial large ribosomal subunit; ribosome.
GCUAAAAACCCUACCGUCAACCCUGAAACGGCCGAAAACCGAUAUCGACCGCUGCGAAUUCCAUGAACAUCAUCUCUAUUGUUUGGCUUUGAUAUCCAAUUGAUUUGAUCACCCAACAAUGGCCGCUGUAUCGAGAGGCCUCAUUUCUUAUCUCCGUAGUUUAUCAUUAAAUCCUCACCGACCCCUUUCAACCUCCAUUACCAGUCAGUUUUUGCGAAGCUUUAGCUCAGAUGCAUUGGUCUAUGAAGGAGAAAAUUACACUAGUAACCGAAUCAUUGAAGCUAAGUCGAGAGUAAUGACGCCCAGUUCAAAAAGGACUGGGGUUAUUGCUGUGAAAUGUGGAAUGACGGCUCUUUGGGACAAAUGGGGAGCUAGGGUUCCGAUUACAGUACUUUGGUUGGAUGAAAACAUCGUUUCUCAAGUUAAAACACCUGAGAAAGAAGGCAUCACUGCUUUACAGAUUGGUUGUGGGCAUAAAAAGGAGAAACAUCUUACGAAACCAGAAGUGGGUCACUUCAGAGCACAAGGUGUUCCUCUGAAGAGGAAGUUGAGAGAGUUUCCUGUGACUGAGGAUGCUCUACUUCCCAUUGGCACUCAGAUCGGAGUUCGUCAUUUUGUCCCUGGGCAGUUUGUUGACGUCACUGGAAUCACGAAAGGAAAAGGUUUUCAGGGUGCAAUGAAAAGAUGGGGUUUCAAAGGAGGGCCUGCAUCUCAUGGAGCAUCAUUAUCUCAUCGAAGUCCUGGUUCUACAGGUCAGAGGGAUGCUCCUGGUAAGGUAUUCAAAGGUAAAAAGAUGCCUGGUCGCAUGGGUGGAAAGCAAAGAACAGUGAAAAAUGUGUGGGUAUAUAAGAUAGAUCCUGCGAGGAACUUGAUGUGGGUCAGAGGCCAAGUACCAGGCAACGAGGGAAAUUUUGUAUUUAUAAAAGACGCAUGGUACAAGAAACCAGAUAUAUCAUUGCUUCCAUUCCCGACCUACUUUUCCACAGAAGACGAGGAUGUGACGAGUUUGGAACCGCUGGUUGCUGAUCUUGGGGAAGCAGAUCCAUUUAUGGCUGCAGACUAAUCAAAUGCAUGACUUGGUUCCCCUUUUUUCUUUUCUUUUCUUUAUAUAUUAAUUUCCCAGUUCUUGCUCUCUCACUGUUUGGAGAUGGGUUUGAUUCUUGAUGAAUGUGGAGCAGCUUAGAUUUUCCAUUGUUUAAACUGGUAAUAGAAAGGAAAAUGUUUUGUUUGA